GGGUGUUCAGAAAUCUAUCUUCUAAGUUCUGAUCAUUGGUAUCGGUUGUAGCAGAGCAACAAAAAUCUGUGCUCUGUUUGGUUUUGUGAUUUCUGUUCCUGAUUUUGCGGCCAAAAUGUAUAAGACCAAGCUGCAAGAAUUAUGUCAUCGGCUGGAGUUGCCACUGCCGGAAUAUACCGUCUCCCGAAAAGGCCCCGAUCACAACGCUAAAUUUCAGGCAAUAGUCACGGUGAAUGGAGUAUCCUUUCACUCCACGCCAGACAAGUGUAAAACUAUCAAGGAAGCUGAGAAUCUGGCUGCUCAUUAUGCUUUUGAGUUCUUAUCGCAGAAUCAACCGCCGAAGGCUUAUUACACGGAGCCUUCUCCUGCUCCUUCCACCUUAGAUCCUGCGUUGACUGAACUUCAUUCUCAUCCGCCCGCAGAUCCUGUCGUUCUUCAGAAAGUCACAUCUUCUCAUCAGGAUCCCCAAAUGGUGGGCUCAUACCAGACUCACGAUCCAUCAGAUCCGUUGGCUGGGCCUCAACCAGUUCUGCCGCCGUCGCAUCUGCUUCAGCAGACAUUGAUGGAAGAUCCUUCAUAUCCGUCCAAAGCCUCUGCAGGGGUGUACAAGGCAAAAUUGUUAGAGUUAUGUCGGAAGCACAGAUGGAAACAGCCUGAGUACGUGACAUCGAAGGAAGGUCCUGAUCACAUGCCUCGAUUUACUGCCACUGUGGUUGUCAAUGAGGUUGCUUACAUCACUCCACACAAUCAAUGCCGUUCAUCGAAAGAAGCAACAAACCUUGCCGCUUGGGUUGCCUUCAACCAAUUAGCAAGCCUCGGCUUUUCAUCAGCAGAUCAUAUUGAUAUCAAGGUACAUCAAGACAAUGAAAGGAGUGCACAACCAUCCGAUAUCAAAUCAACAUCAUUGGCUAGUAGAGAGCCUUCCAACUCUUCAGACAUGCAACAUGUGUACAAGAACCAGCUACAACAGUAUGCUCAGAAGAAAGGAAUAGCUCUUCCUGAGUAUUCUUGUGAAACCGAAGGACCACCUCAUGAUCGUCGAUUUAGAUCAAGGGUGACUUUUGAUGGAAAAUCAUAUGAAUGUCGACAAUUUUUCAAUACACUGAAAGAAGCCGAACAAGCAGCGGCAAAGGUUGCAGUUGAGGCGGUAUGCCCCGAUGAAAUUCAAAAGGGUGGAGGUCUAUCCAAGACCCUUUUACAACAGCUUGCACACAAACUUGGGUUUCUUUUUCCGACCUAUAAAACAGUUCAGUAUGGUCCACCACACGGUGCUACUUUUAUAUCCUUUGUGCAAAUUGGUGAGGAAUCAUAUGAAGGACAAUCAGCUAAGACUAAGAAGCAAGCUGAAAUGAAUGCUGCCGAGAUUGCCUACAAUACCUUGAUCAAUUGUCCAGAUAAAUGUACAAAGAGGCAGAAAACUUCAAUCAUACCUGGCACACAUAUCCCGCAUCCGCCAUCCACUCAUAAUUUCUCUUUCUGUCAAUAGGUGCAGAUGUCAUUAGUUCAAUGGUGAAGAAAACAUCGGCUACACCGCAUCCUCUCUCACUCAGCGAUCAAUGUUUUGUUCCAACACCGCCUGAGCGUUCUGUUGUUUCUGUUUUACCGUUUAAUCAAAAUAGGAGUUCAACGAUGGAAUCUAAUGUCAAGCAAACUGAUGAAUUUUUUGUUUCACAGUCCAAGUCCAAUUCAAGUUAUGCUACUGUUUCUGGUCAUGCUCCUGUCUUGCCUUGUAAUGUUCAGGAUUUACAUGAUAGCUCAUCGUCCAGUCCGUUGACAGUCCAACAUUUAAGUAGUUUCAUUGAGAAGUUUAGUUCCAUUGACAGAGCAACUAGUGCAAGUAACAUGGUUUUGGUCUACCCGCGUGGUUCACAAGCAGUACUCCCUGCUCGUGCUUCCAUGUUAUCAUGCAGUGAUGACAAAUGGGUGGCUGUUCAAGUAGAUCUGAAUGGUAAUUAAGGGAACACUUAUUUCUAUGAUAGCAUAUUGUGCUCUUUUCCCUGAAAACAUUUGUAUUCAGCAAUGUUGUUUUGUGUCUUUUUAUGUAUUGAAUAUUUGUGUGUGUUCACUAAAUAGUGUUCAUGUUUUUUAUAUGUAGUUAUUGAUAGUCUCAUAUUCAUGCUUUGUUUAGGUUACUUAGUAAUUUUAGUGUUCAUGUUUUGGAAAUUUUCUUCUUCA
Cuscuta europaea is the source of this 2175-nucleotide messenger RNA. The record is from the annotation of a GenBank genome assembly. NCBI's taxonomy places the organism in Eukaryota, Viridiplantae, Streptophyta, Magnoliopsida, Solanales, Convolvulaceae.